This is a messenger RNA of Spodoptera exigua (beet armyworm), 4954 nucleotides long. The record is from the annotation of a GenBank genome assembly. Lineage: Eukaryota; Metazoa; Arthropoda; Insecta; Lepidoptera; Noctuidae.
AUGCUCAAACUUUCUCCGUGUGAGAAGAGGCCUUUGCUCAGCAGUUCCAGGUGCAUGGUGAUUGUAUGGGAGGUGAAAAUGCGAGCUCUACUCUGUUUGGUGCUCGCCGCCAGCUGCGUGUUGGCUGAUAAAAAUGAUAACAGACGCAACAAACUACCAUUCGUCGCUGAUGCCGUGGGAAAUUCUCUCCCACCGCCGUCCAAUGUACCGGCCACCGUCGGUAGCCCCGUUAACCUUCUUACACCAGAUCGCUACGAGUUCUACACAUUCGAUGAAUCUGGAGAACUCGUGAAAAGGCUGAUGACUCUUGAAGAAAUACAAGCAAUUGUCGCUGCUGGAGAAGAAGCGGAAGGCUUGGUAACAUUUGCCAAUGAAAACCAACCAACAGUUUCCUUCAACAUCAACCAGCCACCUUACACGAAAGUUCAUAGCGUUGUAACUAAUGUGCAAAAUGUCCUCAAAGCGCAAAUGGAAGCCCAUAGAAACAAACCUAUGCUUCAACCUACUUUGGACACACCAGACGUUUCCGAUUCUUGGAGUUUGAUUUUGCCAUCAAUUUUCGGUAAUACAGGAGUUGACAUUGUUCUUGAUAAAGCGUCUGGAUCUGUGACAACCCCAGAAACCGAAACUUUGGAAGAAAAUAUUGAAGACGAAGAAAACUCUCUAAGCAAAGAAGGUACUAACCAAGUUAUAAGUAGUUCUACGACUCAAGUAGAAGAUAAAGUAGUAACUGAGAAAUCGCCUGCUACGGUAGAAUCGAAAGAAGAACCGCAACCGACCACCACAACAAGUACAAGUACAACUACUACAACUACAACCACUACUACAACAACACCGAAACCACCAACUACGACUCGUAAAGCAACAACUACGACUCAUAAACCUACAACAACGACCCGUAAACCUACAACUACAACGCGUAAACCUACAACAGUAACCCGUAAGCCUACGACUACAACUGAGAAAGCAACUACUACAACAACAACGACGACCACGACAACUGAGAAACCAACGACAACUACAACCAAAAAAGCCACAACCACAACUAAGGCUCCAACCACCACUACUACAACCAGAAAACCAACAACUUCAACAACCACCACUAAAAAACCAACUACAAUAAAUAUUGAAACCAGAAUAAGUCCUACCGCUAGCACAGCUAAAGUUACAGCAACUCCUCGUCCGACAACUACAACUACCAAAAAAACUACUUUCAAACCAGUUACUACAACUGCAAAAGUAACUACAGCCAGGCCUGAAAUCACAACAAAAAAACAUAGUGUAAGCGUUUUGCCAGAUAAGGAGCCUGAAGUUGUCAAAGUCCAAAUUCAACCAAAUGCCAACGCAAUUUCAUCCACGGAGAAAAAUGAAAUUGAAUUUGAAAGAAUCAGCACCUUUAUUCCAGUGUCUACUGUCGAAUACAUAACCGAUCGAACUACCCGCAAACCAGAAGUAGCUUCUAGCACAACCAAAAGGUCUGUGACAACAACUACAACUACAGAAAUCCCCAAAAUUCAAACAUUUGAGACCACUAGUAAGCCUGUUAUUAGUACAACGAACUACGUUCCAAGCACAGUGAAAGAACAAGAAGUUGAAAAAUUAAAUAUCACAACAAUUACGACUCAGUCUGUAUCUCCCUCAACAACUGUGUCAUCUACUGAAAUUUCAUCUGCUGAUAACCUAAAUGGAAUGGAAAAUAAUCCUUUAGACAAUGAGGAAUAUGAAAAAGAACCUGAACCAUUGCUUCCCAUGUUUGAUGUUGCUCAAAGUAUUAGUCAAAUAGCUUCUGAUCUUGGUGGAGGUUUUCAACCUCUCCCGACGACAAACAACUUAUUAGAUACGACUAAAGUUAAUGUAUUUGAUUUAGAAAGCAAAGAAGUGAUGGACAUGGAUAUACCAUCUGGCAAUGGAAAUGAAACUGAAAUUAAGUCAACUGCAACCCCUGAUACGAACAAUGAUAAUUUUGUCAAAAUAUCUACACUUGAUCCCCACGACGAAAAAGAAAAUACAGAGGAAACUAAAGAAAAUGAUGAUAAAUUAAAAGUCACGCUGUCAAAGGAAACCGAAAAGUUAUCAACUGAAAAUAAAAUAUCGGAACCGACACAGACUUCAAGUAACGAUAAUGAGAAAAGUAACAUAAUUAUCAAUAAUAUCCAAAAAGUUGAGCUAUUCACCACAACUGAGACUGCCACUGAGUAUACCACCAUUGAUCCAAUUUUAAGCGAGUCCAUGGGUGAUCUUCUGUCUCAAAUAUCAAAUGAGGCACCACAAUCGAUUGUCAAUUCAGAAACGACUCCAGAAAAAGAAACAAAAGUUACAACAACCGAGGAAAGUUUAGAUAUUACGACAAAAAGUCCCGUGCUGAGUAUUGAUACAACUUCAGAAACAUCUAAUAAAGUGAAAAAAGAAACAAGUACGACUACUGAGACACCAGCUAUUGUGACCACAAAUGUGAAUGUAACGAAAGAAAAUGUAAAAAUUGAUGAAAAUUUAGAAGAUAAUAAGAAUAAAAUAGCUACAAUUCAAGAUGAAACGCCAGCUUCUUCUAAGCCGCAAAUAUUAAAACCUGUUGAUAUUAACAAUGGAGAAAACAAUCCCGAUGACAAAUCAGACGACACUCAUAAUUUUGUUCAGAUCUCAGUUUCAACUGAUAAUAAAAGUAAAGUAGAACCAAUUUCUUCCGAAAACAAAAAUAACAUAGAUAAACCAGUAAACAAAAAAGAAGACGAUAAGGUCAAGGAAAAUGCUGUUAAAAAUGAUGAAAAUGUUAAAAUUCAGAAUGAAAAAGAAAUGACUAAAAAUGGUAACAAAUCUGUAGAGACCACUAAAACCAACGAUCAAGCUAUUACAAGGGAAAAUAUUACGUCAUCAUCACCAGCUGUAGAAACCACUUCAUCAACUACGCCUACUCCACCGAAAACUAGCCAGUCUAAGUUUAAUAAGAUUAAUCUAAGUGACAAAAUUGCCACAAAUAAAAAGGAUAAACUUCCCGAACCAUUACCAAAAGUAGACGACUUCAAAAAGAAAAUACAAAAGGUGAACAUUGACGAAGAAGAGUUAGUUAGUGAAAGAAACAGUUCAUGGAAACUCAUACCUACGCUUUCUCCACCAAAAGCCAAUGAGAUUCCAAAGGACAAGACCAAAUCUGAAAACCAUUAUAUUCCGGAUAACAAUGAAAACAAAGAUAUUGUGCUAGAAUUUUCGACAGAAAACCAGGGACUGGAAGUAACUACAAAAGACUUAGGUGAAGACGUAGCUCGGUUCUCGGAAUUAUCUAACGAAUUAGCUUUUAGAUUCUGGAACGUUAUGAUUGACGACAUUGACAAAAAGAGAAGUUUUGUAUUAUCUCCUUAUUCUAUUUUCUCAAUGUUAGCUAUGAUUUUUAUGGGGGCUAGAGGAGCAACUUCAGGAGAAAUGAAUGAGAUCCUUAAAUUAGAUGAUAUGGUUACCUUCAACCCACAUUUUACGUUGAAAAACAUUUCUGACUCCAUUGAGACCACUCCAGAAUCCGGAGUAGCGGUAUCUGCGUUUAUUCGAGAACUUUACAGUGAUAGAAAUAAGGGAAAAAUCUUGACUUUCUAUAAGGAACGGGCUCAACACUUUUACAAUGGCCAUGUUGAGGAGAUAAACUUUAAAUUGAUUAGCGAUAUAAUUAGACGAAGGACCAACCUUCUUGUCAAGAGAUAUACUUGGGGCAAGAUUCCAGAGUACAUGAAGACCAACAACAUUGUGAUGCAGCCACCUUUAGCUGCCUUUACUGCCAACAUCUUCGAGACUGACUGCUCGGGCACCUCAGUGGAGGGUCGGGAUGGAGAGAUGUACUUUGUUGUAUCUCCCAACGUUCGUCAACGUCGCCUCGUUCCAGUGCCAGCCGUAGUUUACAAGAGUGGAUUUUUGGCUGGUUAUGAUCCAGCUCUCGACGCAACAGCAGCCGCUUUAGGAAAUACCAACUCUGUUAUUAGCACACUAUUCUUAAUGCCUGGCCAGCAAGGAAACGUAGUCCAUGCCGAUGAUUUAGAAAAACUAGAACAGAGACUUUUGGAUGCCGUUCCAACUACACCUACAUGGAAUCGAGUCUUACGUACUUUGCUUCCACGCACAGGCUUAGAACUUCAAAUCCCAAGAUUCUCACACAAAUCAACAUUCAACGUCUCAAUGAGCUUGAAAAAGAUGGGACUAAAGGACUUGUUUGAUGGAGAACAUGCUGAUCUGGGUGGCUUGAAUGGACCUUCGAAGGAUCUUUAUUUGUCGGAUAUGGUUCAGUUGAACACAUUUGUUACUUGCGGCGAAGGUGGUAUAGGAGAACAGCAUCACAUUGAGGAGUAUCCUGAGACAUUAAGUGUUUCACAGAGACGACGUGCCAGGUGGUUGAACGAUUGGGAUGAGCCAAGGGACUACCAGAGAGCUUUCCAUGAUCCUCAUGAUGUCGGUGAUGCUAUGCAUUUACCUCUGCAUCUGAGACCAAGACAGGCUCGUCUGCCAUCGAGGAGUGCACUACCAGCUCGCUUAAAAUUCGAUCGGCCCUUCCUCUACUUCGUGAGGCACAACCCAUCGGGAAUGAUAUUGUACUUUGGAAGGUACAACCCUCGGCUUCUCCCUUGAAGGCGUUACAAAGACUGUUAGCUUAGUUUAAAUAACAUUCCUAAAAGGAAAGUGAUAAGGGAAUACUGGUGCGUGUGAUAAUGAAAGUUGUUCUAUGAGCAUUUACGUGACAGUAUUAAUAAGUGUAUCAGCAGAGUAAGCUCGUUAAACGGUACAAUGUGUAUUGUAUGGCUGGACGGACGUUACUCUGUCUCAUAUCAUGUGUGUAUAAAGGAAUGCUAAUGAUGAAUUAAUGUUGAAUGUAUGCAUAAAUUGUACUGUAAUAGCGAAUAAUUAAGUAGUGUAAUUAAGUAAGCUAGCGUGGAAUAUUGUCAUUUCACUCUCUUUAGUUUCAAUAUUAGAAUAAAUCCGA